AUGUUACUUUUAACGCUUCUCUUCUCGUCAGCCGUCGUCUAUGCUCGCUAUGACUAUGGUUCAUCCACGUCAUCACAACAAAAAGAAUUGGAAGUGAAAUGGAAUCAUUUUGGUAAAAUUAGACGUUUCGCAAUUAUAGCUGAGAGUUGUUGUAUUUAUGACGAAUUAAUCAAGGCUAUACAUACGUAUGAACCCACAUUGAAAGGCCUUCUUACAUGGAAAGGUUAA
Cercopithifilaria johnstoni is the source of this 228-nucleotide messenger RNA. The record is from the annotation of a GenBank genome assembly. Lineage: Eukaryota; Metazoa; Nematoda; Chromadorea; Rhabditida; Onchocercidae.